Messenger RNA from Poeciliopsis prolifica (blackstripe livebearer), 972 nucleotides. RefSeq names its product general transcription factor IIH, polypeptide 5 (gene gtf2h5). Gene Ontology annotation, biological process: nucleotide-excision repair; nucleotide-excision repair, preincision complex assembly; transcription initiation at RNA polymerase II promoter. The transcript is spliced from 3 exons. The record is from RefSeq and is a predicted model, not a curated record. The coding region runs from base 278 to 493 and encodes 71 amino acids. NCBI's taxonomy places the organism in Eukaryota, Metazoa, Chordata, Actinopteri, Cyprinodontiformes, Poeciliidae. Gene Ontology annotation, cellular component: transcription factor TFIIH holo complex; transcription factor TFIIH core complex.
AAAUAUGCAUGAAGAUGGGUUAUAAAGAAAAUUGCUAACAUAUCAUUAGAAAUGAUCUCUUGUAAACUUGUGCAUUUUGAACCGGAUGAAAGGGGUUUGUCUAGAUGCCGAAUGAGCAAAAUAUUGUCCCUUGUCGCACGCCGUACAUUUACAUCACUGAAAACUGAAGCGGUUGCUACCAGCUUCUCAGAAAGGAGUCAAUUGCCGUAAUUGUACAUAAAUCUGGAUUAUCAUCAGCUGAGGAAGUGCGUUGUUGAUCACCUCUGCGUUUGUCAACAUGGUAAACGUCCACAAAGGAGUCCUGGUUGAAUGUGAUCCUGCCAUGAAACAGUUCCUCCUCUACCUCGACGAAACCAUGGCUUUGGGAAAGAAGUUCAUCUUAAAAGAUCUGGAUGACACGCAUGUUUUCAUCCUGGCGGAGGUGGUUCAAAUCCUGCAGGAAAGAGUCGGCGAGUUAAUGGACCAGAAUUCAUUCCCCAUCACACAAAAAUAAAUCCUGUUCUAUGGACUGGUUGGCAUUGUUUUGGGGGUUUUCAACUGGAAGAGCUGCCGAUUCUUUUGAUGAAAACUCAUUUACAUUGGAGCUGUUUAGUAAGUUUCUCUUUAUGGUGUUGGAUUACCUAAAGCUGAUAAGUGUUGCAUAGAAAUAAUUCUCAAAGGAAAAGAGACAAAACUUCUCAAUAAUGCUUCUUUGGAAGUGAACCGUGACAGAACAUUUGGAAAUGGCAAUUAAACCCAAGGAAGAAAACAACCAGAAAUUGGCAUCAACAUUGCUUUAUUUUAUUUUUAAAAAGUUGUUUGUAAAUAAAAUUACUCCACCUUGAGACAAAGUGUUCUCUUUUCAUAGAAAAUACAAUGUACAAGCAUCCCCGAUACCCCCAAUAGAAAAAGAUGUUCCAUUUUUGUUGUAUAAGGACUGUCUCAUUUUUAGGGUAUUCAAGAACUUAAAAAUUAAAUGUUCUUUAAAAACUG